Molecule: messenger RNA, 1500 nt
Organism: Hirsutella rhossiliensis
Lineage: Eukaryota; Fungi; Ascomycota; Sordariomycetes; Hypocreales; Ophiocordycipitaceae
Product: putative zinc finger motif, c2HC5-type domain-containing protein
Exons: 3
Coding region: 1-1500 (499 amino acids)
Biological process (GO): regulation of DNA-templated transcription
Cellular component (GO): nucleus
Molecular function (GO): zinc ion binding
Source: RefSeq, a predicted model, not a curated record
AUGUCCCGUGCGCAGCUCUCCCAGCUGCUGCCCCUACCUGAAGAAGAACUUCAGCAGGUGCUCGACUACGCCGCAAGCCUGUCCAAGCCCGAGGCCGCCACCCACUUCCACGACUUGCUCGGCGAUUCACCCCUCGCCGUCGACUUCAUCUCGUCGUUCAACUCGCAUAGAAGAGCACCAGCGGCACCGACAUCAUCGGCGACGGCUGGCGACUCGGGUUCGGCAUCGGAGCCCCCUAGAUCCGCGCCGAAAGCCAAGAAGCUACCAGAGUAUCAAGGGCCGGCGACCACGGCAUACAAGAAGAAUCAGGACAUCGAAUACAUUCCCAAGCGAGAUAGCGCGCCCGGCAGCAGCAAUGCCUCUCGAGCAGCCACGCCGUCAGUACAGACUCCUGUCCAGCCGCCCCCCAAGCAGCAUGCAUCGGCUGCCGGCUCGACUCCGAAACCAUCCGGGGGCACCAGCGCCAAGGUGGCCAUUCCGGGUGGCAUGCCUAUGGCCGGUCAGUCUACGGCACUCUCUGAUCUAGACGCCGCGAUCCGAGCGCUUGAAAUCACGACGAACCCUACCAUGGACAACGGCAAGAGGCGGAAAUGCAAUUGCGUCGCUACCAGACAUCCCUUGCAAAGCGCCGCGCCAAAUUGCCUCUCCUGCGGCAAGGUCAUUUGCAUCAAGGAGGGCCUAGGCCAAUGCACCUUUUGCGGGUCACCGCUUUUGAACGCCGACGAGGCCCAAGCCAUGUUGCGGGAGCUCAAAGACGAGCGCGGGCGAGAGCGCAUGACGGUCAACGCUGCAGUUCACCGCAAAGCAGACGUGUCCAAGACGCCCGCGCCCUUUACGCAGCCCCGCAACGCAGACGCUGGCGACGGCGGCCCGUCUCUGGCCGAGGCGGCGGCCAAGGCCCGGGCGCAUCGCGACAAGCUCCUCGACUUCCAGGCGCAAAACGCCCGGCGAACCACGGUGCGGGACGAGGCGGCCGACUUUGACGUCAGCGGAGCCAUGACGGGCACAGGCAACAUGUGGGCUAGCCCGGAGGACAGGGCGAGGGAGCUGAAGCGGCAGCAGAAGCUUAUGCGGGAGAUGGAGUGGAACGCGCAGCCUGACUAUGAGAAGCGACGGCAAGUGAUUAGCAUCGACCUCGUGGGUGGCAAAGUUGUGCGCAAAAUGGCGGCCGUGACGCGGCCGGCGAGUUCUGACGAGGAGGACGAGGCCGGGCCGGCGCCAGAGGCCCUGAGCAAAAGGAGCGGGAACGCAAGCGGCACCGGGGGGGCCUUUAGUCGCAAUCCUUUGCUGGGCGCCCUGAUGAGGCCGGUGUUUGAGCCCAAGGGGGAGGACAAAGACACACCGGAGCCCCGGGGGCAAAGAGAACGGAAGAAGGGGUGGAGGAGAGUGCAGGACGACGUGGAAGAUAACGAGGCAGUCAUACUCGACGGCGGAGCGUACGGCCAUAGCGGACCGGGCGGCGGCGGAGGAAGGGCAGGAGAUGAGCCAUGGUGCGGGUAA